Molecule: messenger RNA, 1452 nt
Organism: Fopius arisanus
Lineage: Eukaryota; Metazoa; Arthropoda; Insecta; Hymenoptera; Braconidae
Gene: Mat1
Product: CDK-activating kinase assembly factor
Exons: 3
Coding region: 349-1311 (320 amino acids)
Biological process (GO): regulation of transcription by RNA polymerase II; positive regulation of cyclin-dependent protein serine/threonine kinase activity; nucleotide-excision repair
Cellular component (GO): transcription factor TFIIH holo complex
Molecular function (GO): cyclin-dependent protein serine/threonine kinase activator activity
Source: RefSeq, a predicted model, not a curated record
UCUGAAUAAGCGUGUCUCUACACGAAACAUACGGUACGUAUACCAAGUGCGGGUGCCGGGUGAAUGUUUUUCUGAAAGUUGUUCCUCCAUCUAAUUAAUCACUCCAUAUCCUCAAAUAAUUAGUGAAUCUAAUUAAUUGAUAAUCCGAAAUAUUUGAAAUCUCAGGAUAAAUUUGGAUUCUGUGAAUUCAGAGAGAAUUAUCGGGAAGAAAGAGCGAAAGCGAAUGAAGAGGUCCUGCAAGAAUGACUGGUACUUCAGAUGGAUCUAGGAAUAAAUUUAUAAUGUUAUGUGACUUUGAAGGAUAUAUAAUUUGCAGGCUGCUUUGAGAGUAAUUAAUAAAAUUGAAAGAUGGAAUUGGAUCAGGCUUGUCCUCGUUGUAAAACAACGAAGUACAGGAAUCCAUCGUUGAAAUUGAUGGUGAAUGUCUGUGGACACACACUCUGUGAAAGUUGUGUGGAUCUCCUCUUCUUGAAAGGUUCAGGAUCAUGUCCAGAAUGCCUGAUACCUCUUCGCCGAGGCAAUUUCCGGGUGCAGAUGUUCGAGGAUGCAAUGGUGGAGAAAGAGGUAGACAUUCGCAAAAGAAUCCUUCGAGAUUUCAAUAAAAAGGAAGAUGACUUUACGACCCUCCGCGAUUACAACGAUUACCUGGAGGAAAUCGAGACAAUAAUCUACAAUCUCUCCAACAACAUCGAGGUCAUAGAGACGAAUAAGCGAAUAGAGCAGUACAAACGGGAGAAUCGCGAGCAGAUCCUGAGGAAUAAAAAUAAAAUGGGGAGAACGGAGUCAGAGCUUCAGGAAUUUUUGGAGCUUGAGAAGCAACGAGAGGAGGAGAGGCGUUUAGAAUUAGCCAGAGAGGAAUUAGAAAUGAAGAAGAAAAAACUGAGAGAUAAGGAGGCAUUGAUCGAUGAGCUGAUGUUCUCCGAGGGGAAUGCAAAAAGCAUCGUCGAGACUUUCCAGUCGUCCAUCCAAGCAUCGAAGGAAAAAUCUAAUAUUCCCCCAGCACCUAGGGUAACCCAAUUCAGCAGUGGAAUUAAAUUUGGCCAGUCUGCUGCUCAGAAUUUCCUGCCUGUUCCUAAGGAUGAUGCUCCCCUCUACAAUUACACUCCCAUUCCCAUGGAGAUUGAUGGUCCAACACCACCAGCUCUCAGAGAAAUAAUUUCUCGUGGAUACAUCAACCACGUGAGAACUGAGACCUCUGCAGAACGUGCUGGAGGCUUCAAGGCCUCGAUUGCCUGCCUUCGAGCUCUCCAGGAAGCCAUGGCUGGACUCUACCACAAUCCUUCCCAGAGGAAUCAACCCAUGGCCUUGUGACAGUUAAUUUAUUAAUUUCUAUUUAAUUUAAUUACUCACUCUGUACCAUAAUUUUUGUAUUUUUCAUUCUGAUGGAAAGUAGAUAUAUUUUUUGGUGGGAAGAAUUUUAAGUAGAUGAGAAUAAAGUCUAAUUAAACUAAU